This is a messenger RNA of Portunus trituberculatus (swimming crab), 3850 nucleotides long. RefSeq names its product solute carrier family 13 member 2-like (gene Indy). The record is from RefSeq and is a predicted model, not a curated record. Gene Ontology annotation, biological process: citrate transport; monoatomic anion transmembrane transport. Gene Ontology annotation, cellular component: membrane. Lineage: Eukaryota; Metazoa; Arthropoda; Malacostraca; Decapoda; Portunidae. The transcript is spliced from 13 exons. Gene Ontology annotation, molecular function: succinate transmembrane transporter activity; citrate transmembrane transporter activity.
GACGUGUGUGUGCCUGUGUGCGUGCGUGCAUGUGUGUGCGCCAGUAACCAGCGGGUGAGCUCAAACCAUACUGUGCUGGAAUUCAACGUUGUUCUUCGCGUAUUCUUUUUAAUUUGUUUAAUUUGAGUGUUUUUUAUUUAUUUGUUGACUUAGUGUGUGCUUUGGUACUUUUCACGAAGAUGGGUGAAACGUGUGACUGUAUCCAGGAUAUCCUGAAAUGGAUUAGGAUCCCUCUGGACAUCCUGUACAGAAAAGGCAAGAGUGCAUUACCCUUCUGGAGAUCCUACGUGCUGAUCCUGACGCCACUCAUCCUCCUGCCCCUGCCCAUCCUCUCCACUGGCCCAGAGGCAAGAUGUGGGUACGUAAUAAUGUUAAUGGCUGUGUACUGGAUGACGGAAGCGGUCCCUGUAGCUGUGACGGCCCUGAUACCUGUGUUCGCCUUCCCUCUACUCGGCGUCAUGUCAACAGGCGACGUGUGCAUUGUGUAUAUGAAGGAGACGAAUAUGAUGUUUCUUGGAGGGCUCACAGUGGCUAUAGCGGUGGAGCACUGUAAUCUGCAUAGGAGGAUUGCUCUAAGAGUUAUUCUCCUUGUGGGCCAGUCUCCGCGCAGUCUGAUGGCGGGUUUCAUGCUGACUACAAUGUUCCUAUCAAUGUGGAUUUCCAACACGGCGACAACAGCAAUGAUGGUGCCGAUCGUGGACGCUAUACUGGCGGAACUGUACACGGCACGCGAUGUUCAAGACAGUACCGCUAUCGAAAUGGACCUCAGCGUGUCCCCGGCAAGGCAGAGUCAAAUGGACCUGGUAAACAAUGACAACACCGUAUACAAGUCUGAGAGAUCACUGGACACGAACCCUGAACCGAAUGAGACAAGGAACCGCGCGCUAUCCAAGGAGGAGGAGGCGCGGAAUUCAUCCCAAGACGCUCCUCGAGGAAUGACUGCAGUGCCCCCGGAUGAGGCAUGCCGCGCCCUUAGAGACAUGUGCUUCCUCGCCACUGCUUACUCGGCCAACAUCGGAGGCACGGGGUCUCUCACUGGAACGGGGCCGAAUCUAAUUGUCAAGGGCGUGCUGGCAAGGUUAAGAUCAAGAAACCACCAGACAAAGAAAACGGAUGCACCGCCAGAGAAAGCAGAGACGAAUACAGAAGAGACUACAGAAAUGGAAAUGAGAAAGAAGAUGAGGACUAUGGUGUUCUUAUCUGUCAUGUACGCGUCAGACAUAGGUGGCACUGGGGUGGUGACUGGCACGGCGCCUAACCUGAUACUGAUGAACACUCUGACCAGCUCCUACUCAGAACCAACAGGGCUCAACUUCCUCACGUGGAUGCUUUUCAAUGUACCAGGCAUGCUGAUCUGUGUCCUGCUGGCCUGGGUGUGGCUCCAGAUUAGGUACCUUGGUCUCUUCAGGGGAAAGUAAGUAUUGCGGUAAGUACCAGAGGAGAGGAAGCAGGCAGUGAAGCGGCUGGUGGAGGGCAAAUACAGAGACCUGGGCCCGAUGAGAACACAGGAGAUCAUUGUGCUGGUGCUGUUCAUCAUCCUCGUGCUACUGUGGCUGUUUAGGGCGCCAGAAUUCAUUGAGGGCUGGGCUGGCUACUUUGAGCAUACCUUUGGCGUGGAGGUUGACGAUGCAACACCCGCCAUGUUUGUUGUGUUUCUCCUCUUCUGUCUGCCGGCAAAACUAGACUUCCUCUGCUUCCGUAAACCUGACGACCCACCAAGGGCUAAGGACGACAAGAAUGAAGUUUUGACAUGGAAGGCAGUGCAAGAAAAGAUCCCCUGGGGCAUUGUGCUGCUUCUGGGAGGUGGCUUUGCUAUGGCUGAAGGUUCCAAGGUGUCCGGGCUGUCUGUCUGGCUCGGGGAUCAGCUCUAUAUCUUCAACGGGGUCAAUAAAGGAGUGAUUGUGCUAACAGUUACUCUUCUCACGGCCAUGUUGACUGAAGUGGCGUCAAACUCAGCGACUGCUUCUAUUAUUCUGCCGGUUCUCAAUCAGUUGGCUCUGAACAUCGAUGUGAACCCCUUGUACCUGAUGCUGCCCGCCGCUGUAUGCUGCUCCUAUGCCUUCAUGCUGCCCGUCGCCACGCCCCCCAACGCUAUCGUCUUCAGCGUGGCCAAUAUGAAGAGCAGCGAGAUGAUGAAGGCCGGUGUUGUGAUGAACGUGGUGUGUGUGCUGGUGUUGAAUGUGAUGAUCAACACCCUCGGAGUGGUGAUUUUCGACCUAAAUAACAUGCCAGCGUGGACUAAUUCAAGCCUUACUAUAUAAAAUGGUGAACUGGUGGUGAACUGGUGAUGAUGGUGGUGGUACUGGUUGUGGUGGUGCUUAUUGUUUAUCAUUUAUUCAUCACUAACUUCUAAGUCAUCACCAUAUUCACCACUAUUACUACACCAUUCAUCACCACAGUCACUUGAAAACUUGAGAUGGUGACUAGUGGUGGUGAAUUGUGAUGAGUAAUGGUGGUGGUGAUGAUAGUGAUGGUGGUGAUGAUAGGUGCGUUAGUGGUGGUGAUAAUGGUGGUGAAUGGUGAUGAGUAGUAGUGAUAGUGGUGAUGGUGGUGAUUGGUGGUAGUGGUGAUGAUUGGUGGUAGUGGUGAUGAUGGUGGUGAUGAUAGUAGUGAUAGUGGUGAUGAUAAUAUUGGUGAGGGUGGUGGUGAUGAUAGUGGUGGUAGUGUGAGUGGUGAAGACAGUGAUGAUAGUGGUGGUGAUGAUAGUACUGGUGAUCGGAAUGACUAGUGGUGAUAAUAGGGAGUGGUGAUGGUGGUGAAUGGUGAAGAUAGAGAUGAUAGUGUUAGGGAUAAUGAGUGGUGAUGGUGAUUGGCGGUGGUGAGUACUGAGUGAUGACAGUGGUGAUGAGCAAGUGGUGUUAGUGGUGAUGGUAUUCUCAGGUGACCCUUUUGUAUAUCCUAACCUAGUACUGUCAUCACCAUUGUUGUGAUGAUGAAGUAGUAGUGAUGAAAUGGUGAUGUUGCAAGGUAUCACCACCACCACCACCGCCACCACCAUCACCACCACCAUCACCACUCACAACUCAUCACAAACGCACACACACACUUACUUACAUGGACGUGAGCGGAUGUGGUGAUGAAAUACGUACACGAGAUCAUUUUACGCACACAUAUGUAUACACACACACACAAACGCACAUACGCGCUCCCACGCACCCACACGCACCACUAGGAAUAAGAUACUGAUAGAGAACCUGUAGCGAUCCUCUCUCUCUCUCUCUCUCUCUCUCUCUCUCUCGCGUGAUCACUACCUGUUUUGCACGUGGCCAGAGAGAGAGAGAGAGAGAGAGAGAGAGAGAGAGAGAGAGAAUAUGAUUGUUGAUAAUGAUAAUAGUGUUUGUUAUAAAAUUCUCUCUCUCUCUCUCUCUCUCCUUAUUUCUUUCCUUCUUCAUCUAACUCUUCUCUUUAUUAUUUGGUUUAGAGCUAUCUCACUUUCACAAACUCAUCACAGCCUCACUCUAACUUUCUUUUCUCUCAUUAUCUCUCCCUUUGCAUGUUUUUUUUUUUUUAUCCUUUUUUUCCCUCCCACAUUCUUUCCUUACAUUCUCCAUUUCCUUUUUCCUCUCCUCGUAAAUUUAAGAGUAUGUUUUUUUUCUCUAAGUUUCCCAUAAAAAGACAAAAAAUAUCCGUUUUCUUUGUUGGAUUAAUUUUAUAUGAAUGUAUGUGUGUGUGUGUGUGUGUGUGUGUGUGUGUGUGUGUGUGUGUGUGUCUGCUAUAUGUUUGUUUGUUAGUCUGUCUGUCUGUCUGUCUGUCUGCGUGUCUGUGUGUUGGCAUGUACUAAUUAAUAUCGGCAUAAUGAAUUAAUAAAUUAUGUAUAAACAGAAUACGAAAUAUAUUGUUACUUAAUUGA